This is a messenger RNA of Trematomus bernacchii (emerald rockcod), 7034 nucleotides long. It is a transcript of the gene rptor, whose product is annotated as regulatory associated protein of MTOR, complex 1. The record is from RefSeq and is a predicted model, not a curated record. Gene Ontology annotation, cellular component: cytoplasm; TORC1 complex. Lineage: Eukaryota; Metazoa; Chordata; Actinopteri; Perciformes; Nototheniidae. The coding region runs from base 483 to 4661 and encodes 1392 amino acids. The transcript is spliced from 37 exons. Gene Ontology annotation, biological process: TORC1 signaling; positive regulation of protein serine/threonine kinase activity; cellular response to starvation. Gene Ontology annotation, molecular function: protein-macromolecule adaptor activity; protein binding.
CACAUGACAGCCUCGCCGCCCCAACAGUGCAUUCUGGGUCCAACCCAAGAUGGCUGCGCCCUUGCAGUAGUGCUGAAGAAGUGCCUCUCCGGAAUAUUUCACGAGAUUGUGUGUGAAUUUAACGAAAACCCUCACACCAAAUCAGCUACCGGGGUUGCUGGUUUGCAGAAGAGCACUUCACGGUCCCAGUCAUCGAUAAGUGUGGCCGGUGCGUGGUGGCUGUGGCAGACUGUCCGCGUGAAGAUGGGCCUCAUCUCCAGCCCCUUCCCAUAGCGAAGCGCCGUGGGGAGAAGAGCCGCAGAUUCUCCUGCAAACACGCGCCCGUCCAACUUGGCUUUGACAGCUUUGACAUAUUGUACAGACUGUGGACGCUGCCCUACAAUUUUCUGACAAGGAUUGUUUGUGCCACUGUGUCUGUCAUCGUCCGGAGACGAAGAGCUUCCCCAGUUCGGGUUGAAAUUCCCUCCGCACCAAGGGCCCUGAUGAAAAUGGACUCAGACUUGCUUCAGUCGCCGGCCGUGGGCCUCACAGAGGAGGAGGAGGCCGACAUGAAUGACUGGAAACUUCCCCUGGCCUUCAUGAAGAAAAGGCACUCGGAGAAGAUUGAGGGCUCCAAGGCGUUAGCUCAGAGCUGGAGGAUGAAGGAUAGGAUGAAGACUGUGAGUGUGGCGCUGGUGUUGUGUCUCAACGUGGGAGUGGACCCUCCUGAUGUGGUCAAGACCUCCCCCUGCGCCCGGCUGGAGUGCUGGAUAGACCCUCUGUCCAUGAGUCCACAGAAGGCCCUGGAGACCAUAGGGGCCAAUCUGCAGAAGCAAUAUGAAAACUGGCAACCGAGGGCGCGUUACAAACAGAGCCUGGACCCCACAGUGGACGAGGUGAAGAAGCUGUGCACGUCGCUGAGACGCAACGCCAAAGAGGAGCGGGUCCUUUUCCACUACAACGGCCACGGGGUGCCGCGGCCCACCGUCAACGGAGAGAUCUGGGUCUUCAAUAAGAACUACACCCAGUACAUCCCGCUGUCCAUCUACGACCUGCAGACGUGGAUGGGGAGCCCGUCCAUUUUCGUCUACGACUGCUCCAACGCAGGGAUCAUCGUCAAGUCCUUUAAACAGUUCGCCCUGCAGAGAGAGCAGGAGCUGGAGGUGGCAGCCAUCAACCCCAGCCACCCGCUGGCUCAGAUGCCCCUGCCUCCCUCCAUGAAGAACUGCAUCCAGCUGGCGGCCUGCGAGGCCAGCGAGCUGCUACCCAUGAACCCUGACCUCCCAGCCGACCUCUUCACCUCCUGCCUCACCACGCCCAUCAAGAUCGCCCUCCGAUGGUUUUGUAUGCAGAAGAGUGCCAAGUUGGUGCCAGGGGUGACGUUAGACCUCAUCGAAAAGAUCCCUGGCAGGCUCAACGACAGACGCACCCCCCUCGGAGAGCUCAACUGGAUCUUCACCGCCAUAACGGACACCAUCGCCUGGAACGUGCUGCCAAGAGAUUUGUUCCAGAAGUUGUUCCGUCAGGACCUGCUGGUGGCCAGCUUGUUUCGCAAUUUCCUGUUGGCCGAGAGGAUAAUGAGGUCGUACAACUGCACCCCGGUCAGCAGCCCCCGCCUGCCCCCCACAUACAUGCACGCCAUGUGGCAGGCGUGGGACCUGGCCGUGGACAUCUGCCUCUCUCAGCUGCCCACCAUCAUCGAGGAGGGCACUGCCUUCAGACUUCUUGGGUCUCAAUGCAGCCUGAAAGAAAGCCUGCAGGCAGGACUCAGGGCUGACUUACCCACCUCCACCUACUCUGCAUUAUUGGGGCACAGUCCCUUCUUUGCGGAGCAGCUGACGGCGUUCCAGGUGUGGCUGACCAUGGGAGUGGAGAACAGAAACCCUCCUGAGCAACUCCCCAUCGUACUGCAGGUCCUCCUCAGUCAGGUGCAUCGGCUUCGAGCUCUGGACCUGCUCGGACGCUUCCUGGAUCUAGGUCCCUGGGCCGUCAGUCUGGCCCUCUCAGUGGGGAUCUUCCCCUACGUUCUGAAGCUGCUCCAGAGCUCGGCCAGAGAGCUGCGGCCUCUGCUGGUCUUCAUCUGGGCUAAAAUCCUCGCCGUGGACAGUUCGUGCCAAGCUGACCUGGUGAAGGACAACGGACACAAGUACUUCCUGUCGGUGUUGGCCGACAGUUAUAUGCCGGCUGAGCAUCGUACCAUGGCUGUCUUCAUAUUGGCUGUUAUCGUCAACAGCUACACCACGGGACAGGAGGCGUGUCUGCAGGGCAACCUAAUAGCCAACUGCCUGGAGCAGCUGUCGGACCCCCACCCUCUGCUCCGCCAGUGGGUGGCCAUCUGCCUGGGCCGCAUCUGGCAGAACUUCGACCCGGCGCGCUGGUGCGGGGUCCGGGACAGCGCCCACGAGAAGCUCUACACCCUGCUGACGGACCCCAUCCCCGAGGUGAGGUGUGCGGCCGUCUUUGCUCUCGGGACGUUUGUGGGGAACUCUGGUGAGCGGACGGACCACUCCACCACCAUCGACCACAACGUGGUGAUGAUGCUGGCCCAGCUGAUCAACGACGGCAGCCCGGUGGUCCGCAAGGAGCUGGUGGUGGCGCUGAGUCACCUGGUGGUCCAGUAUGAGAGCAACUUCUGUACCGUGGCCCUGCAGUUCAUCGAGGAGGAGAAGAACUACACAGUGCCCUCACCAGCCAACACUGCAGAGCCCGGGAACCUGACUCCAGUGAGGGACAGCCCGGCCAUCCCCCGCCUGCGCUCCGUCAACUCCUACACCAACAUCAGAGCUGCCACCACCGCCCGUAACCUGAACAAGAGCUUGCAGAACCUCAACCUCAACGAAGAGGGGGGACCAGCAGCCUUCUCUCCUGGUAACCUGAGCACCAGCAGCAGCGCCAGCAGCACCCUGGGGAGCCCCGACAACGACGAGUACAUCCUCUCCUUUGAGACCAUCGACAAAAUGAGACGGGUGUCCUCCUAUUCCUCCCUCAACUCCCUCAUAGGCGUUUCCUUCAACAGUGUUUACACUCAGAUCUGGAGGGUGCUGCUACAUCUCGCUGCAGACCCUUUUCCUGAAGUGUCAGAUCUGGCCAUGAAGGUCCUCAACAGCAUCGCAUACAAGGCGACCAUGAACGCUCGGCCCCAGAGGAUCCUGGACUCGGGCUCUCUCACCCAGUCGGCCCCCGCCAGCCCCACCAGCAAGGGCACACACAUCCACCAGGCCGGUCUCUGCUCCUCCAGUGGCUCCCCCCCCAUGCCCAGCACCAGCAGCUCCAGUCUGACCAACGAGGUUCCCAAACCCCCGGCCAGAGAGCCCCCGGCCACACGGCCCCCCUACACCCCCACCCUGGGAGGGCAGGCGCCCCACUCCCACCAGUUCCCCCGCACCCGCAAGAUGUUUGACAAGGGACCGGAGCAGGGAGGGGAGGAUGGUGACGAGCCGUGCCACAGGAACUACAUCAGCGCCUCCCUGCAGACGGGCCUCUGUGAUUGGAGCGCCAAGUACUUCGCUCAGCCCGUCAUGAAGAUCCCAGAGGAGCAUGACCAGGAGAGUCAGGUGAGGAUGGAGCGGCAGUGGAGGUUUCUGAGGAACACCCGCGUCAGGAGGCAGAGCCGAACCAUCACACAGAAAGGUGUUUCCCGUCUGGAUGAUCAAAUAUUCAUCAACCGCAACCCUGGAGUACCAUCUGUUGUGAAGUUCCACCCCUUCAACACCUGCAUCGCCGUGGCCGACAAGGACAGCAUCUGUUUCUGGGACUGGGAGAAGGGCGAGAGGCUGGACUACUUCUACAACGGAAACCCUCGCUACACUCGCAUCACCGCCAUGGAGUACCUGAACGGACACGACUGUUCCUUACUGCUCACUGCAACAGAUGAUGGAGCGUUACGUGUCUGGAAGAACUUUGCAGACCAGAAGAACCCAGAGAUGGUGACGGCGUGGCAGGGUCUCUCCGACAUGCUGCCUACCACCAGGGGUCAGCCCGGCACCGGAACUCACAGUCUGGCACGAAGGGUCUCCAUCUAUCUUGACAGGAGUAAGCAAGGAGGUGCGGGCAUGGUGGUGGACUGGGAGCAGGACACGGGACUCCUGAUGACCUCCGGAGACGUGCGAGUGGUCCGGAUCUGGGACACGGACAGGGAGAUGAAGGUCCAGGACAUCCCCACAGGGGCGGACAGCUGUGUGACCAGCCUGUCCUGCGACUCGCAGCGCUCCCUGGUGGUGGCCGGGCUGGGAGACGGGUCGGUGCGCCUGUUCGACCGCAGGAUGGGUCCCAACGACUGCCGCGUGAUGACCUACAGGGAGCACGGAGCCUGGGUGGUCAAAGCUCAUCUGCAGAAGGAGACAGACGGACAUAUUAUCAGUGUCAGUGUUAACGGAGACGUCCGGUUCUUCGAGCCGCGGUCACCGGACUCGGUCAACGUACUGCAGACAGUGAAGGGGUUAACGGCCCUGGACAUCCACCCUCAGGCCAACCUGUUCGCCUGCGGGUCGAUGAACCAGUUCAUAGCCGUGUACAACGCUAACGGAGAUGUGAUCAGCAACAUUAAAUACUACGACGGCUUCAUGGGGCAGAGGAUCGGGGCCAUCAGCUGUCUAGCCUUCCAUCCUCACUGGCCCCACUUGGCGGUCGGCAGCAACGACUACUACAUGUCCAUCUAUUCAGCAGAGAAGAGGCUCAGAUAACACACCAGCAUUCACCACAACCCAAAACAACCCAAAACAACCCCCCCAUAUGACUUCCUACCCUGAGCCUCGAGCUCAAGGAUGUAAAAGACGUUUUUUGUUGUACAUAAGCAAUUACCACCCUGAAUGUUCUAGUGAUGGCUGCUGACAAAAACUCGAUAUAUAUCUAUAUAGAUAUAUAUAUAUAUUAUUAUUCUCACUGUUUAUUCAUAUUCUUAUUAUGAAGCUAAUGAUUGUAGACUUGGCUGUGCUGAGGAGUGUGUAUAUUUAAAUAGCGUAUACAGAAGAAUAGAGGUUCUAUUUUAAAAGGAGUGGUACCCCCCCUCCCUGGCGCACAGCGAGCAUCAUUACCUGAACCAACUGUGGACCGAGGAGGUGGUGGGGGGGGUCACCCAGAGGAUAACACACUGUUCAAAGACCUUCACUGGGGCAGGAAACACAAGUGUGGCCCCGGUGUGUUUAUACAUUCAUUUUAAUGUCCGUCUCAGAGCCGCAGCACUCGGAGCGAGACGUUUGCAGGGACGGACCAGAGAGGGAGGACGCUGCCCCCCCCCACCAGGCGGACGUGACGAGUGUCUGUGUGUUAAAGUGUAUUUUAGCACAGAUGUGCCCCACAGUGAGUCCUCAUAGCCUUGGACUUAAAAAAAAAGAUGCCUGCUCCCGUGCCACAGCUCUCCUUCUUGCUUCCUUGACCCCAGCGUGCCAAACAGAAUCAUAUUUUCCAUGCAAGCUCCUUUUUUUCUGGGGGGUGUUUUUUGUUGUUUUACUGUUUUUGUUGUUUUAAGGUGUCGCCUGUAAAAAGGGAAAUCCUUUAUUGGCCCCAGGAUGAUACAUACGCUCAUUGGAGCACAGUGAGAGGAGUUGGUUCUAAGCAUCCAGUCCGCCAGCUAGCCUGCGGUACCCGCCCUGCAAAGCAAUACAAACCCUCCCAUGAUUCUGCCUCAAGCUCCUCCCUGAAACCUAGAACCCCCCCCCCCCACAGCAUUAAAGGUGCCACAGUAUAGCAAUACAAACACACCCACUUCCAGGUUCCGCUAACUUUUCGUUGACUCAUCAUCAAUCAGAGGAGGUAUCACCCCAUCUACUCACAGUGACAGGAAAUAUGUCAAUGUAAUUUAUAUUCCUGUGACUGAUUCAACUUUCUGCUAAUCUCAUGUCCACAUGUGGAAUCAAAAGAUGGCAGGAGAAACCCUUCAAGUAUUUCUUUUGACCUGAACACUGGUCUCAAAAUCCCUUUUUUUAAAUGUUGACCCUGGAUCUAACUGCAGGGCAGCUUUACAAACGGUUAACACAACCUUCUCGCACACGGCUCUGUGGGCUUGGAGAUCUUUAUGUUCAGUGACUCAUCCGCCCCCCGUAUAGAUCAUGUUUUAUUUUGAUAGAGCCUUAUUGUUUUUCCCAUCUUUAGUGUUGAUUUUACUGCCAGGCUUUGUUUGGUUUGAUUUUGUAAAGCAAAGAUGGACACAAAAAAUGAAUUGCAUGUUAAUCUGUCAGAGCUUUAACUGCGUACCUGAACAUGCUCACUUUUUCUGUGAGCCUCCUCAAACCCAUGUCGAGCACCUGUGAACCGGCCCAGUGUCUCAGCGUGACGGACAAGUGAACUCGGUCACAUGACCGGCUGCAGAGAUCUUGGACAUUGUUGUCACUGUGGUGCUGUUCAGUAAGACGCCUCUCUUGUUAGAAGGUGGACCCUUGUUGUGUUUUUCGUGCAGUAUCACCAUCGACGGUCUUCCUCUGUGGGGCUGCAGCUUUGCUUAUUUAACUUUUUUUUUUAAUUCAAUCUUUUUUUUCCUUCUGUUUUGUAAUUUGUAUGUUUUUAAUUCUGCUGACAUUUUGUUUGCCUUACCCUCAGUGAGGUGGAGGGGAGAAGACAGCCUUACCCUCACACAGACACACUCAUAUUUAAAUCUUUCCUGCUAUUCCCGCCUUUCAUUGUAAACACACCCCAACAGCUGCCCCCUCCUUUCUUUCCUGCCACGUCCAAAUCACCCCUCUGCAUCAGCCGUUUCCCAGGAGAAGGAACGGACUUGUGGAACAGAACAGGAACACACACCAACAGUUUCGACUGCAGUCACAUUAGUCCCCCAGUCACCCCAUCACUGAGCUCUUUGACUCUCUGCGUGGUUAUCUCACCCUUCUUCACUGACUCACUCAACCAACACACUGUAUUUUGGCAUCGGCCCAUUUGCUCAGAAUCACAUUCAUCUCUAAGUAUCCUGCUUUGAGUUUUAAGAUUUUAGAUCUGGAGAAAAAAGAAAGACUUUAACAAAGUAGUAAAGGAAAAAUGAAAACAAUCAGGUUUGUCUGUGAACAUAGACUGCUUUGCUGACUGGUUUAUGAGACGGGAGAUGAAAUAAACCAAAUACAACACUG